AUGAAGCCCUCACCGACCUUGUGCCAUCGCGUGCGCUUCACCACCAAGCAGGUUGGUCGCGGCUUCUAUCGGGGUACUCGUACUGGAGCCAUGGGUGCACACACAGAAUGGGGAGGUUACCUUAUCGACUGGCGCAGAGUGCGGCACUACAACGUCCCAGACCUCAAGGAUUUUAAACUCACCCCUUUCGUAACGAGCGAAAUGGACCCUACGCCGCGCUGGCAUCGCACCGAGACGGGCGAGAAGACGGAACCAAAGCUUGUGGAUGGUAUCGAAUACCUUUGGGACUGGAAAAAUAAGAACUACCAAGAGUAUGAUGAGAUUAUACAGUAUCAGGCGGAACAGGCACGGUCGCUUGUACAGGAGCCUGCCACGACUGGCAAUGGCUCAGCAGAAGAUCUCAUGGUCGCUGAACCAUCAACGGCGGAGGCUACAAGCGAGAAAGCCGAGCCUUCAAGGUCGGUCAACCCGUGA
Cyphellophora europaea CBS 101466 is the source of this 474-nucleotide messenger RNA. RefSeq lists its product as uncharacterized. Gene Ontology annotation, biological process: translation. The record is from RefSeq and is a predicted model, not a curated record. The transcript is spliced from 2 exons. NCBI's taxonomy places the organism in Eukaryota, Fungi, Ascomycota, Eurotiomycetes, Chaetothyriales, Cyphellophoraceae. Gene Ontology annotation, cellular component: mitochondrial large ribosomal subunit. The coding region runs from base 1 to 474 and encodes 157 amino acids. Gene Ontology annotation, molecular function: structural constituent of ribosome.